AAUUACUUAUUAUCUCAACAAAACAAAAUAAAAAUAAAAAACCUUUCUUUCUCUCCCUGCUCUCUCUGGCUUCAGUCCAGUACAACUUGGUUUGUUCCAAGAAGAGAGAGCCAUAGAUUCAAAGACAUGGAAGAGGCGAGUGCAAGUGGGAAUCACAACUAUAGUGGAUCAUCAAUAACCACUAUAUCUCAGGACCAUCUCUUAACUAUUCUCUUCCUCCUUCCCAUAGAUGCAAUUCUGUCUCUAUCCAUGACCUGCAAGAGAUUCAGAGCUCUCACUUCCUCUGAUACUCUCUGGAAAUAUUUGUGCAGGAGAGACUUGGGUUCUACAUGUGUUGAUGCACUCAAUUCUUAUUAUCAUCAUCAUCAUCAGUUCCCAUGGAUGAGGCUCUACAAGCAAGUCUCUCAGAUGGAUUCUGUUUGUUGCCAUAGAUUGUCUAACCCACAUGGUGAUUCGGAUUUUCCCAGCGCCAGAGCCUCUCACUCUCUCAACUUUGUCUCUGGCUGUCUCAUCUUGUUUGGUGGUGGCUGUGAAGGAGGACGACACCUCGAUGACACGUGGGUAGCAUACAUUGGCAAUGAUUUCCGGAGAAUGUUGAAAUGGCAGACAGUUCAUUCAGGCAUUCCAAGUGGGAGAUUUGGGCAUACAUGUGUUGAAAUGGGUGAUUUCCUUGUUCUCUUUGGAGGAAUCAAUGACCAUGGGAACCGUCAAAAUGAUACAUGGGUGGGGCAAGUUACAUACAAUGAAAACAAUGAUAUUAAAUUUUUGUGGAAAAUGCUUGAUGUGGGGGCUGUUGCCCCAACCCCUAGGGGGGCUCAUGCUGCUUGUAGUAUUGAUGACAAGAGAAUGGUAGUCCAUGGGGGAAUUGGUCUUCAUGGCCUCCGUUUGGGGGACACAUGGGUCUUAGAGUUGUCAGAUAGUCCCUGCUUUGGUACAUGGCAUGAGAUUGUGACUCAUCCAUCACCUCCACCACGUUCAGGACACACAUUAACUUGCAUUGGGAGAGGCAGGACAAUUUUAUUUGGAGGUAGAGGCUUAGGCUAUGAGGUACUUGGUGAUGUAUGGUUAUUGGAUACAUGCCAAGUUGAUCUGAGAUGGGUUCAAAUACUCUAUGAUUUACAAAACAUACCAAAUGGGGUUUCCCUUCCUAGAGUUGGUCACACAGCUACAAUGGUUUUGGGAGGUAGGUUGCUAAUUUAUGGAGGAGAAGACUCAUGUAGAAGAAGGAAAGAUGAUUUUUGGGUAUUAGAUAUUAAUGCUGUCCCAUACAGUAGUAGUAGUAUGCAGCCAACCACAGUUAACUCCAAGAAAGUGUUGACAAGAAUGUGGAAACGGUGGAAGUCAAAUGGAUAUGAACCAAGAUCUCGAUCCUUUCAUCGUGCUUGUGCAGACCAUUCUGGACGUUAUCUGUAUGUGUUUGGUGGAAUGGUGGAUGAUCUUCUUCAGUCUGCAGAGCCUUUUGGACUCAGGUUUGAUGGGGAGCUCUUUCUUGUGGAGCUUGUGCUUCAGCUCUAAAGGACUCUAAGGAGGCAAUGGAUUCCAUGUGCUCUUUAUUGAGACCAUUUUGUGCUGUAUCUUAUAAUUACUUCCCAUUAUCUAGUGCCAUUUGCUGCUGUUAUUGUAUUUGCUAUUGUAAAUAGCAGCUCUACUGGUCAGCCAAUGUCAAUAUCUUCUAUGAACUGCUACUACAUAAUUAGAAAGUGAUGAUGUGAAGAUUACAAGUACUUAUGGCACAUUUUCAUGAAGUUGUGGUUUGUUCAUUUGCC
This is a messenger RNA of Gastrolobium bilobum, 1766 nucleotides long. Its product is annotated as F-box/kelch-repeat protein At1g51550. Lineage: Eukaryota; Viridiplantae; Streptophyta; Magnoliopsida; Fabales; Fabaceae. The coding region runs from base 127 to 1515 and encodes 462 amino acids. The transcript is spliced from 2 exons. The record is from RefSeq and is a predicted model, not a curated record. Gene Ontology annotation, molecular function: protein binding.